Messenger RNA from Hirsutella rhossiliensis, 1317 nucleotides. Its product is annotated as phosphotransferase enzyme family domain-containing protein. NCBI's taxonomy places the organism in Eukaryota, Fungi, Ascomycota, Sordariomycetes, Hypocreales, Ophiocordycipitaceae. The transcript has 3 exons. The record is from RefSeq and is a predicted model, not a curated record. Bases 1 to 1317 code for a protein of 438 amino acids.
AUGUCCGGCGCUUUGAAUUGGGCAAUAUUGUUGAAGUUCGAUGACGGUGUCGAGUGGGUUUUCCGAUCGCCCAGGACGAGAUAUGCUGUUGUUGGCGAUACUGCCGCCUGCCGUCUUUUGGCUAGCGAGGCCGCUACGCUGAAGUAUAUCCGCAAACACACUUCUAUUCCUGUUCCAGAGGUGUUCCAUUAUUGCGUGACCGACCAGAAUGAUAUCGGAAUCCCGUACAUCCUUAUGAGCAAGGCUGCCGGCAAUCCUCUCGCAACGUACGACUGGCAAACGUAUAACCAUGAGCGCCCUAAGCCUGCAAGUCCUACAGACCCGGUACGGGCUAUGACUCGGGACGAGAAGGGGAAGAUUAUGAGACAGCUUGGAAACUACGCGUGUCAGCUAUUCCAAUUACGGUUUGCUACAAUUGGAUCCCUCUUCGAACAGGAUGGCGAAGAUUACAACAUCGAGGAGUGUCUCUCCCCCGGUCAUGUUCUCCACGGCCGCGACGAUAUUGAAGAUAUCUCGCGUGGCCCGUACCAUGGAGAGCCCGACUACUACUCCUCCCUCGUCUCUGCCCUUCUUCUACAUGCUGAGCGACUCCCAAUGGAACACCACAUUCUCCUCGCGCCUGUUCCCAUCCCCCAGGAGUACUCAGAUUUCACCAAAUAUCGCUCUGCCGAGCGACGGUGGAACGACUACGCUGCUCUUGGUGGCAAGGCAGAGUCGAGCAAAAAUCGCCUGCAAUACAGCAUUGCUAGCUAUCUCAUUCGCGACCAAAUCAUCCCUCACUUGACUCGGCCGAAUAUCCCGCGGAUGUUCGGCUUUCCUCUAUGUCACCAUGACCUCAGCACCCAGAACAUCUUUGUUGAUGGGGAAUUCAAUAUCACAUGCGUUAUCGACUGGGCAUUCUCGUCCACUGUUCCGCCCGUUCAAUUACUCGGCACCCCUGGUCUACCACACCCCCGGGAUUUGGUGUUUGACUCGGCCUCAGUCGACGCCUUUCGGUCCGGGUUUGAAGACGAGAGCAGGACUAUCGGCGGUUUUGUACCCGAGCCCAAGCACUGGACGAUAGGUGACAUGAUGUCACAUCUAAUGCGCCUAGUGAACCUGGAUGCCCUGCAGGAUUACCACCACUUAGAGGCACUCCAUCAACUUGCACUUAGUUGCUCCAUUUCUCAAGAUGGUGGCGGUGCCAACCAUAUUCGCGCGAUCCUCGCUGGACUGGCCACAAACCCUGAGGCACUGGCGUUGGCGGAAGCACUGGCAGCUGACGACGAGCCCGAAAGCGAAGUCAAAAGGCAAGAUCACACUUGCGUCCGAACAUAA